Symbiodinium necroappetens is the source of this 661-nucleotide messenger RNA. NCBI's taxonomy places the organism in Eukaryota, Dinophyceae, Suessiales, Symbiodiniaceae. The record is from the annotation of a GenBank genome assembly.
AUGAAACAAGUUAACAAUAACGUGACCGAAGAAGCUCAAAAGAUGCCAUCCGGAAUCACCAGGUCUGUCUUCUCUGGCAUUCCGGUGGCCAUUGGCGGGACAGAUCUCAACCCGGCAGUUUUCUAUGGAGAUUGGGUCAUCACCAUUUCAAACGAGCUGGCCAGAAGCCUAGCCCUUGAAGGUUCGGAGAUCUAUUCCAGCUCGGGUGGGAGACGGCUCAAGAAGGAGGACCCCACGAAGUACUUUUGCAAGGGCGACCAUCUUCUGGCUUUUCCUCAGGAGUGUGAGUCCUACCAUGCACAGCUUCGAGCCACCACCAUCUUCGCAGUGGCCUUCUCCACCUUGCUGCUGGCCACCAUUUGGACUCUACUUGGGAAGCUGAAGCUCACCAGAUAUGUCAGCUACAUGCCCUAUAGCAUCUCCGAGGCCUUUCUUGCUUGUGUCGGCUAUAAGGUCUUCUACUACGCCAUCAAGUUCUGCGACUUUGACCCAAGGCAGUUCUUCACAGCCGCUUUCAUCGGCAUUGCCCUUUACUUCAUCAAGGCCCUGCACAUCGGGAAUCCCACCAUCAUGAUGCCCUUGGGCUUGCUACUUCCCCUGGCCAUCUUUUGGGGCAUCGCGCUUGGGAUGCAGCAGACGCCCGAGAUGAUGCGAGAUUCAG